This is a messenger RNA of Phlebotomus argentipes, 5298 nucleotides long. Its product is annotated as zinc finger protein 729-like. NCBI's taxonomy places the organism in Eukaryota, Metazoa, Arthropoda, Insecta, Diptera, Psychodidae. Bases 280 to 5082 code for a protein of 1600 amino acids. The record is from RefSeq and is a predicted model, not a curated record. Gene Ontology annotation, molecular function: RNA polymerase II cis-regulatory region sequence-specific DNA binding; DNA-binding transcription factor activity, RNA polymerase II-specific. Gene Ontology annotation, biological process: regulation of DNA-templated transcription. The transcript is spliced from 4 exons.
CAGCAGGAAAAUUUGGUGUCAAGUCACAUGAAGGAAAGUCGCGCAAUUUUUGCCGGAUUUUUCGUGGAAAAAGCACACAAGACAGGAUAAAAAGUGAAUAAACAUGUGCAGUGGAGCUGUGCGAUGCGUUAUGGUGUACUUGCCGGGCAGUCAGUGGUUGGGGUGGCGUGGAAAUUAGUAGACAAACAUUGAGUGGAUCUAAGACUACUGGGAGUACCCAUUUUCUUCCAUAGUUAAAGUAAACGGUAGUGUGUUCCCUAGGCGGACGUAGUAAUAUCUAUGGAAAAGUGCAGGCGAUCGGUGCCGGACAUGCUGCCGCUGAACAUUCGGAAGGACUCUCCGGGCGCCCAACCAGACGCUGUGGCUGCUGUGGGGCAGCCCAGUGCCUCACCAGGAGAUGGUAUGGUCUAUGAGCCUCGAACUACACAUGAGAGCUUUCUGGGGAUUGCCAUCCGCACGCCUAGCCUCACAAUAAUCCCAAAGGGCAGUGCGGGAACAUCUUCAAAUGUCCAGGAUCACCAUUCCGACGAUCAAAAGGCCACCGUAGAGAUUAAAGUGCCACACAUCAAGCAAAUCCAGUCGCUUUCACUCGUGGAUGGCCAGGAAGAUGCAAUGAGCCCCACAGCAUCCAAGGAAACAGAAGGUCGCGCCCAAAAUGUGACGCCGCUGGAGAACUGUAUGAGCAUAUUAUCCAAAGUGCCACCUGAAGUAACCAUAAGUGACUGUGGUGAUGAGAAUUCUGCAAUGGAUUAUCGAUCUAUGCGUCAAACUUUCACGCCACCAUUGCCUAACUUGACUCUCAUCCCACAAACGACGCAUCAAGAGGAUCACACGGCACAGAAAGUACGCCAGGAUCAGGAUGUGGUGAACUUCAAUAAUGGUACAAAUCUCCAGAUCAUCCCGCAGUCUGUGGUCGGUGGCGUUGUAGAGUUGGAUGAACUACUGAAGCCUUACAAGUGUGAGCUGUGUGAUAGAGCGUUCAGGACGCAAGAAAAUCUGGCGACGCACAAACAGCAGCGUCAUGAUGGAGCAAAAGGUCUGAAUAUUAAGUACAACUGCAAACCGUGCCGAAGGACGUUUACAAAUCGCCAGGAGUGGCGAGUACACGUGAGUUCAGCCAGCCACAAGAAGUUGAACAAGGAGCCAGCAGAUUCGGAUGAUGAUGUGCUGAUCAUUGAAGAAACACCACCGCCCAAGGAGACCAGCUCUAGUGUGUUGAAAGCCGAGAAGCCUUUUGCAUGUGCCCUCUGCGGUCGUCGCUUUCGAUCACCUGAGAAUCUAAAGCACCAUGAGAUGGGACACUUGAAGCCGCAACAAUCAAAAGCACAAAUCUAUGAUACUGUUUUCACAUCAACAAUGUCACAAAUGGAAGCGUAUCAGGCGAAAUAUGAGACUAGCGGAUGGCAGUGUCCAGUUUGUGACACUCUAAUCUACAAGAUUGAAGAAUACAAUACUCAUAUGUUGCUCCACUAUACAAAUAUGCCAUAUAAAUGCCGAGACUGCCCUGAGAUGUUCACUACGGCAAUCGCCAGGGAUACUCAUUAUCAGAAGAUACAUGCAAAUGGGAUGAUUGGAGCACUGACACCCUUCGUGACUCUGCACAAAGUGCUACCGGAGAGGGAAAGGAGUGACUCGAGUGAGAUGGAGCUGAUGAGGCUGGAAGAGAUGGAGAAUUAUGCCCAACAAAUGGGGGAAAUGCGUCCAUUUGAGUGUUUAUUGUGCAAGAAGCGCUUUCAGGAGAAGCGUGUAUUUGAUUAUCACACUCAGCUGCAUCGUGGUGAGAGACCAUACAGUUGCCAGUGUGGGAAGUAUUUCAGAAAUUUGCAAAAUCUUCAUCAGCAUGAGCAGACACAUCGACAGAAUAAUGAUCUAUCGAUUAUAAUGCAGCAAAUUCCAAAUAGUAUCUCUGUCAUUCCCCAAAAUAGGCAGCCGAUCUUGAAUAAUGGAAUGGAUUUACUGGUGGAAGGAAAGCGUCAGUUACGUUUGGAUGAGGAGGAUCCGGCACUGAGACUGAUGAAUACCAAUGGCGAAGAUAGGGAGAAUUUAAAGUGCGCCAUGUGCGAUGAAGAACAGCCGAACAGGAUGGUGCUGAAGCAGCACGAACUGUGGCAUGGUAGAGAUGGUGAAUUCAAGUGCAAUGUGUGUGGAAAGGGCUUUAGCUCAUUGGUCGGGAUAAAAAUUCACAAGAAAAAGCAUAUAAACGACAGUCUGGCUGAGCAAGCAGGCGUUGUGGAAAAAGAGUUUGAUGGGAUUAAAGAAUCUGAUCUGUUCACAGAAGACGAAGACAGUUCGGAUGAGAGACGCUUUAGUUGUCGCGUGUGCAAGAAGAGAUUCAAAUCAAAACAGGCGAUUCCCUAUCAUAUGCUAGUGCACACGGGAGAGACGCCAUUUGUGUGUGAGGUGUGCGACAGGGGCUUCCGAUCGUUGGCCAGUUUGAGACUGCAUCAAAAAAGACAUGCCAACGGAUAUGUGGAAGAGCCGAGAGUGGAAUCGAUGGAGAUUGUGCCUGAUAUAUCUCUGGAUAGUGAUGAGGACAUGCAACCCUCAGUUAGUGAUCUGUGCGCGGUGGUGAUGAUGGAGCCUGAAGUGUUGAUUGAAGAGGAGGAGGACAUAAAACCUAUUUUGCAACCGAGACGUCCGUAUGUGAGCCGAAAGAGGCCCAAUGAUGAGAUAUUCAUCAAAGGUGUGAGAUUCUUCGUGUGUCAUCUCUGUCCGAAGAGAUUCAAGAGCAGAGCAGCACUGACUUAUCACUCAGCCACACAUGAGCGGGUGAAUAAGUGUGAAGAAUGCGAUAAGACUUUCACGAGUCGCAUGAGACUCAAGAGGCACUACAAAUCUCGGCAUCCAGGAGCUCAGGUGCCGUGUUCAUCUGCUCCGAAAAUCGGGUCGCCACCGGGUGGACAGCAAGAAUGUAAACUACUGAUGGAAGCUGAUGAUGAAACAGAUGAGCCGGCAGUGUUUAAUUGCACGGUGUGUGAUAGAUCCUUCAGGACGAAUCACAGUUUAGUGCUUCACAAGAAGUACAAUCAUCCAGAGGAUGUUGAGAUGAAAUUUGAAUCACAAUUCAGUAUAAAGCAGGAGUAUGAUAUGAAUGUUCCUGAAGAAGUGAAACUUGAUGAUCCACUGACUUGUCGUGUCUGCCAGAAGACGCUAAAGUCAAAAGCGGGCUUUGAGUAUCACAUGAUGAUUCACACCGGUGAAAAGCCCUACGAGUGUCAGUACUGUGGCAAGGAGUUCCGCAGCUACAACUAUUACAAGGUGCAUGAGAGCCAACACGAGAGGAAUGUCUUCAAGAGGCGAGGACGUCCGAGGGUCAAUGAUAAGGUGUGUGGGGUGAACGUUAAUGACAUGGAUCUGGAUUUUACGCCUAAUGAUCGUGGAUUAUUUGAAUGUCGCGUGUGCGGAAAGGAGUUCAAGAGUCGCCAAGGAUUGCCGUAUCAUAUGGCGUUACAUGUGAAGAAUAGGAUUUUUCGGUGUCUCGUGUGCAAUCUUAGCUUCAGAAAUCUGAAUAGGUUUCAGUUUCACAAUCUCCUGACACAUGCGGAGCCGAAGAAGGAAAAGCAAACUGAGGAAGAGGAUCCCAAUAUUGAGGAGAGAAAGCAGAUUGGAAUCGUGAUCAAAAAUGAGCCUAUAGAUGAUAUGACGGGAGAGUCGAAAGAUGAGAACAAUGGAGAAUCCUCGUCGGCGGAAAAGCCAAAGGCACUCAUCAAGAAACUCCCUGACUUGCCGGAUGGAUCACUGCAGUUUCAGUGUGUCCUGUGUCAAAGGAUAUUCCGCAGUGUCCAGGCCAGCACGUAUCAUAUGAUGGUGCACACAGGAGAGAAGCCUUUUCGCUGCAAUGUGUGUAACUAUGGCUUCCGCUCACAAGCGAAUCUGAAGAGGCAUCAAUGUGGGGUGUUUAAGCCGCGAGCAGGACGUCGAUCGCGCUACGAUGGCACAGGUGAGUUCGUCGGAGAUGCAUAUCAGAGUCAGCUGGUAGCAUGGAAGACACUGGCGGACAUGAUAAAUCUCAAGUGUCGCAAAUGCGAUCAACCCUUCAAAAGUCGACCAGCUCUGAUGUACCACUGUAUGAUUCAUACGGGUGAGAAGCCGUACAAGUGCGAAAUCUGUGGAAAGCACUUCCGUUCCAUGACAAAUCUUAAUCUGCAUCAGCGAUAUCACGAGAGGGAUGGUCAUGUGGAUAGAGAGACAUAUUUGGCGGCCGUCAAGGUGAAGAAGGAGGAGAUAAAUGAGGAACAAAGUGGCCAAGACGGGGAAGUAGUGGAUCUGGACACCAUUCCUGAGUGUGGCAUUUGCAAGAAGACCUUCAGAACGGUUGGAUACAUGAGACAACACCAGCGAAGAGCGCACAGAAUGCGCUUCCAGAACGACAAGACACCACCUUAUCCUCUAGAGGGCGAAGAAGAAUUUGAUUUGCCAGAGGUGAAGCUGGAGUUUAUCGAUGGUGGCUACAAAUGUCAUGAGUGUGGGAAGAGUUUCCCCACAAAAGGCGGAUAUGUGUAUCAUUCGUACACUCACAGUGGCGCCAGGCCAUACAAGUGUCGUCGUUGUUCGGCACAGUAUCGCUCCAGUGGUAAUCUGAAGUAUCACGAGAAGACUGUCCACAAGAUUCAUCAUACGUACGGAAGUCGUAGGGCGAGGCGUCGCAGGAGGCAUAUGAGAGCAGCUGGCAAAUCUGACGGGGAUUUGAAGCUCUUUCUGUCACGCAUUGAUGGAAAGCAAUUCAAGAUUAGUCGACCUGUGCCUGAGGAAACGGCAUCAGGCAUUAAUCCGGAAGAGGAACCGGGGAAUGUCUUUGAAGAUGAUGAUAUGGACGAAGGAAAAUCCAGUCCUGAACUGAAUCUACCUAAAUUGUCCACCAUUCUCCAGCCGGUGCUCAUCAGAGAACUUCCGGAAGGGGAGAAUAUCACCUCAAUUGCACUGGAUGACUUUACAGAGACACCUGAACUGGAGACUCUGACCAGUAAUUUUGAUGAUGAUGCCUUUCUCGAUGUGUCUGCCAACUACAAGGCAGCUGAAUUGGAGCAACUCACGGAGAAUCUCGAUGAGCCGCGUGAAGAGGACAUUCUAGGGGCGGAAUAGGUUCUUGUACAUAUUCGAUGCGAGGACAAUAUUGAAGGGAGGAAAACAUUUUGCAUAUUUGUCAUAAUAAUUAUAAAUUAUUACUGAUAAACAAGUAGAGAAGGCAUAAAGUAACAUUUUAUAAAACUUUUAAAACCAUACUAUAUGAAAAUCAUUGUAGAAUUUAUGUGUAUACCCUUUAGAGAGUAUUUUCAAAUAAAAAAUAAAUAGAGAAAA